Falco peregrinus (peregrine falcon) is the source of this 1657-nucleotide messenger RNA. RefSeq names its product NFKB inhibitor interacting Ras like 2 (gene NKIRAS2). The coding region runs from base 175 to 750 and encodes 191 amino acids. Gene Ontology annotation, biological process: canonical NF-kappaB signal transduction. The record is from RefSeq and is a predicted model, not a curated record. Gene Ontology annotation, molecular function: GTPase activity; GTP binding. Lineage: Eukaryota; Metazoa; Chordata; Aves; Falconiformes; Falconidae. The transcript has 4 exons.
GCACCGGGGCCCUGCCCGAUCGCUCAGCGCUGGCCCCGCAGGCUGGGGAUCCCGGCAGGCCUCAGUCCGCCCGCCCGCAGAGGGCGCUGUGAGUCCGCCGGGCCUCGCCGCGCCCCUUCCGCCGCCGGCACCACCGCGCAGGCGGAUCCCUCCGGCAGCCCAGGGUGAGGCAGCAUGGGGAAGAGCUGCAAGGUGGUCGUGUGCGGCCAGGCCUCUGUUGGGAAAACCUCGAUCCUGGAGCAGCUCCUGUACGGGAACCAUGUGGUUGGCUCCGAGAUGAUUGAGACACAGGAGGACAUUUACGUGGGCUCCAUUGAGACAGACCGGGGGGUGCGUGAGCAGGUGCGCUUCUACGACACGCGGGGCCUGCGGGAUGGCCUGGAGCUUCCCAAGCACUGCUUCUCCUGCACGGAUGGCUACGUGCUGGUCUAUAGCACUGACAGCAAGGAGUCCUUCAAGCGAGUGGAGCUCCUCAAGAAGGAGAUUGACAAGUCCAAAGACAAGAAAGAGGUCACCAUCGUGGUUUUGGGCAACAAGUGUGACUUGCAGGAGCAGCGCCGGGUGGACCAUGACGCAGCCCAGCACUGGGCCAAGGGCGAGAAGGUGAAGCUGUGGGAGGUGUCUGUGGCUGACCGGCAUACGCUGAUCGAGCCGUUCAUCUACCUGGCCAGUAAAAUGACACAGCCACAAAGCAAGUCUGCUUUUCCCCUGAGUCGCAAGAACAAGGGCAGCGGAUCCAUGGAUGGCUGAGCCUUGUUUUCCCUUCCACUGCCACCUCCCCUCCCUCACCUCCCUACUUCCCUUGCACAUACCUCCUGCCAAGCCUGUUGGGUGUCACGGAGCCUGCGGGAAGCAUGGUGGCACAAGGAAUGGGCGUCCCAGGGCUGGGGCUGCUCUUUGAGGAUGAGAGAGGUGAGCCAUCUCCCUGCACUGGGACAGGGACUGCUCUUUUCACUGCCCAGCCCCUGCAGAUGCUGGAGGUGCUACAGGAAAGCCAGGAUCCCCCACGAAUCCCUCCGCUCUCCAGGCACAGGCUAGCAGGCCGGCGGGCCUGCUGGAGAGGAGGCACAGUGGGGCUGGCCAGCAGGUGGGGAUCAGCUCCAUGGCCAAGCACAGCCGGGCCAGAGGAAACAAUUCCCUCACUCUUGAGCUGCUCCAGUUUUACGUUUACUGAUACCAUGUCAGAAGAGCCCAUUUGCUGGCCCUGCCUCCAGCUCAGCCGCUGUCAGAGCAGCUCUCCCUUGUCCUACCCCAGCUGGCUCUGCGGUGCUGCAGCAGAGUUCCUGGCAGAUUGCCCCUUACCUGCAGUGCCUACUGCUCCUUUAUGUGCAGGAGUAUUCAGUUGUCCUGCCCUAGUAAAUAUAUAGUGCAGGGCAAGGUGCUGUUUUUGAGGGCAGGGUGCCCAUCCACCACACUGCAGCCCUCCUCUUCCUCAGUGCAGACUCAAUCAUGACCUUGGAGAAGCUGGCACUGUGCUUAGCCUGCACGCCCCGAUGCUUAGGGCUCUGGCAGCUCUCGCUGCCCAUCUGUCACGGUGCUGACUCUCCUCUCAGAACCGCCACAAGACAAGGGAAAGGUGUCCCCGCACUGCCCAGCAACAUGUGUUCCCGUCAGCUAGUCUGGAUCUAGGGGGAGAAAAAAAAAAAAAGACAAGAAA